AUGGAGUUCGACUGCGAGAGUCUCAGGCGGCUCCUGGGCAAGUACAAGUUCAGAGAUCUAACUGUGGAAGAACUAAAGAAUGUAAAUAGGUUUUUCCCACAUUUCAGAUAUUCCAUGGACACCUAUGUGUUCAAAGAUAGUUCCCAGAAAGACCUGCUGAAUUUCACUGGCACUAUUCCUGUGAUGUACCAUGGUAAUACAUACAACAUACCAAUUCGUUUGUGGAUCUUGGAUUCCCACCCUUUUGCUCCCCCCAUUUGCUUCUUAAAGCCAACUGCAAAUAUGGGUGUCUCAGUUGGAAAACAUGUGGAUGCUCAAGGCAGAAUAUACUUGCCCUAUCUUCAAAACUGGAGCCAUCCUAAGUCUGUCAUUGUUGGACUAAUUAAAGAAAUGAUUGCCAAGUUUCAAGAGGAACUUCCCCUGUAUUCUCUACCGUCGUCUGAUGAGGCACGGCAGGUAGACUUGCUAGCCUAUAUUGCAAAAAUCACUGAAGGUGUCUCAGACAUAAAUUCAAAGAACUGGGCAAAUCAUGAGCAUAAAACAGUCAAUAAAAUUACUGUGGUUGGAGGUGGAGAACUGGGAAUUGCCUGCACAUUAGCAAUCUCAGCAAAGGGCAUUGCAGACAGACUGGUCCUCUUGGACCUCUCAGAAGAGACGAAAGGAGGAGUGAUGGACCUUGACAUCUUUAACCUGCCUAAUGUGGAGAUCAGCAAAGAUUUGUCUGCCUCUGCUCAUUCCAAGGUGGUGAUCUUCACAGUCAACUCUUUGGGUAGUUCUCAGUCCUACCUUGAUGUGGUACAAAGCAAUGUGGAUAUGUUCAGAGCCCUUGUCCCAGCUCUGGGACACUAUAGUCAACAUGGUAUCCUGCUUGUUGCAUCUCAACCAGUGGAAAUCAUGACUUACGUGACGUGGAAACUGAGUGCAUUUCCUACAAAUCGAGUGAUUGGAAUUGGAUGUAAUCUGGAUUCACAGAGAUUACAGUACAUUAUUACAAAUGUUUUGAAGGCACAAAUGUCAGGAAAACAAGUAUGGGUUAUUGGUGAGCAGGGAGAAGACAAAGUGCCCACAUGGGGUGGCCAAGAAGAAGUGAUGAGUCAUAACUCUCAAGUGCAGUUGUCCAACAGAGCCAUGGAGGUGUUACGGGUAAAAGGUCAAAGAUCCUGGUCUGUUGGACUAUCAGUGGCUGACCUGGUUGACAGUAUUGUAAAUGAUAAAAAGAAAGUACAUUCUGUAUCAAUUUUAGCAAAGGGAUAUUAUGAUAUAAACAAUGAAGUGUUUUUAAGUUUGCCUUGCAUCCUUGGAUCCAGUGGAGUAUCUGAAGUCAUCCAAAGCACAGUGAAGGAAGAUACAGCAACUGAGAAACUCCAAAGCAGUGCAUCAUCAAUCCAUGGUCUCCAACAACAGUUAAAACUUUGA
This is a messenger RNA of Puma concolor (puma), 1416 nucleotides long. It is a transcript of the gene UEVLD, whose product is annotated as UEV and lactate/malate dehyrogenase domains. Gene Ontology annotation, biological process: protein transport; endosome to lysosome transport; lactate metabolic process. NCBI's taxonomy places the organism in Eukaryota, Metazoa, Chordata, Mammalia, Carnivora, Felidae. Gene Ontology annotation, cellular component: ESCRT I complex. Gene Ontology annotation, molecular function: ubiquitin binding; L-lactate dehydrogenase (NAD+) activity. The record is from RefSeq and is a predicted model, not a curated record.